Messenger RNA from Ochotona princeps (American pika), 2488 nucleotides. RefSeq names its product protein phosphatase methylesterase 1 (gene PPME1). Gene Ontology annotation, biological process: protein demethylation. The transcript is spliced from 14 exons. Gene Ontology annotation, molecular function: protein methylesterase activity. The coding region runs from base 255 to 1415 and encodes 386 amino acids. NCBI's taxonomy places the organism in Eukaryota, Metazoa, Chordata, Mammalia, Lagomorpha, Ochotonidae. The record is from RefSeq and is a predicted model, not a curated record.
CCGGCCCUCGACUCGGGGCUAACGUAGACUCCGUUACCCGGCUGCCUUUGUGGGCGGGCUGUUGCGCACUUCCGGUGAAGCUCGCAGCGAGGGGGUGGAGCCUCCAGAGCCGGAGGGCGGCAGAGGCGGCGCAGCCGGCGACUGGGUGCUGUUCAGGGCGGCUGGACGUCGUUAGGGCAGCGUGUCGGGACCGGUUGGGCCGCCCUUCGCGUGGGACGCUGCUGCGACUCCUCUUGGCGUGCGGCCUCGCCUUGAUGUCGGCGCUGGAGAAGAGCAUGCACCUCGGCCGUCUGCCUUCUCGCCCUCCGCUCCCGGGCGGCGGGGGCAGUCAGAGCGGAGCCAAGAUGCGGAUGGGCCCUGGAAGAAAGCGAGACUUUUCCCCUGUUCCUUGGAGUCAGUACUUUGAGUCCGUGGAAGAUGUAGAAGUAGAGAAUGAAACUGGCAAAGAUACUUUCCGAGUUUACAAGAGUGGUUCUGAGGGUCCAGUCCUGCUGCUCCUGCAUGGAGGAGGCCAUUCUGCCCUAUCCUGGGCUGUAUUCACAGCAGCAAUCAUUAGUAGAGUUCAGUGUAGGAUUGUGGCUCUGGAUCUGCGAAGUCAUGGUGAAACAAAAGUAAAGAAUUCCGAAGACUUGUCUGCAGAAACAAUGGCAAAAGAUGUUGGUAAUGUGGUUGAAGCCAUGUAUGGGGACCUCCCUCCUCCAAUUAUGCUGAUUGGACAUAGCAUGGGUGGUGCGAUUGCUGUCCAUACAGCAUCAUCCAACCUUGUGCCAAGUCUCCUUGGUCUGUGCAUGAUUGAUGUUGUGGAAGGUACAGCCAUGGAUGCACUUAAUAGCAUGCAGAAUUUCUUACGUGGACGUCCUAAAACCUUCAAAUCUUUGGAGAAUGCUAUUGAAUGGAGUGUGAAGAGUGGCCAGAUCCGAAAUCUGGAAUCUGCUCGUGUCUCCAUGGUUGGCCAAGUCAAACAAUGUGAAGGAAUUACAAGUCCAGAAGGCUCAAAGUCUAUAGUGGAAGGAAUUAUAGAGGAAGAAGAAGAAGAUGAAGAAGGAAGUGAGUCAGUAAAUAAGAGGAAAAAGGAAGACGACAUGGAGACCAAGAAAGACCAUCCAUACACCUGGAGAAUUGAACUGGCAAAAACAGAAAAGUACUGGGAUGGCUGGUUCCGAGGCUUAUCCAAUCUGUUUCUUAGUUGUCCUAUUCCUAAAUUGCUGCUCUUGGCUGGUGUUGAUAGGUUGGAUAAAGAUCUGACCAUUGGCCAGAUGCAAGGGAAGUUCCAGAUGCAGGUCCUACCCCAGUGUGGCCACGCAGUCCAUGAGGAUGCCCCUGAAAAGGUAGCUGAAGCUGUUGCUACUUUCUUGAUCCGGCAUAGGUUUGCAGAGCCCAUUGGAGGAUUCCAGUGUGUGUUUCCUGGCUGUUAGUGACCUGCUAAGCUUCCUGUCCCUCAGCAUCGAGCUCUGUUGUAAAUAAGUCGCACCAGAGGCCACUGUGAUGCCGCUGUCUCCUCACCAUCCUAUCUUGACCAGCCAUGUGACACCGGCCCCCUGUAGACGGGCAUCCCUGUUUUGUGUAUUCCUGCCAAAAGCAUUGAUUUCCAGGGUCCCCAGCUCUUUCUUCCUCUCUGUACAGGGGCCACCCCUGUCCUGCCUAGGAUGAAGCUUCCAGAGCUGCUAGCCCUGGACCCUGUUUCUAGCAUCAAACAGUGCACCUGGGUCCACAUGUCUCCUUGGACUCAGGGCUCUCCAUUCCUCGAGCCUGUUCUUGGCAUGGACUUGCCCUUCAUCCUUGGGUAGAAAAUACACAAGGUGGUUCUUACUUUCCCCUUUGAAGUAAAAUACCAGUCAGGUACCUUUUUAUGCCAGUCUUAACUCUUCCAGGUUUAGAAGACCCAGAGUUCCAUCUUUAGGUACACGGUGGGGUUGUGGAUUGCAUCAUAGAGAACCAGCCUGAAAGUCAGGCUGGCGGGUCCAAGCACAUGGCGUCCCACUGGGAGAGCCCCGUCUUACCCCCCUUACCUGGGCACCUGCCCUGGACUGAGGCAGUGCUGUUCCGUGGGCCUCUGGAGCCCUCAUCACUGAGCAACCCAGGUUCAGUACAACCCAUGUACAAAGCCACAGGCUGAAGCCUGUGGAAUUUUUAAUAAAUUUAACCAUUUCCAGUUAUUUCCUGGAAGUGUGCGGAGUGCCCACUUGGCUCUUCUAGACCACAGUCUUUUGUGGCCGUAUGUGGUUUCUCUGUCACUCUACAUAAAAGCAUUACAGCCCAGCAUUCCCAGUUUUGUCCUUGUCACAGCAAUGUGGCCUCCCUUGCUGCCCAGGCAGUUUCCUAGGGCAGGAAGGGCAGGCUCCUGACGCCCAUCUGUUCUGUGCCUGUGUUAAGUGAUGCGUAGCCCUUUCCAUCAACAACUUCCUACUUUGUCCUGCUACACGGUCUAGAGUCUGGAAUCUACUUUGUUAUUUAUGACCUUGUUUAAAUAAAUACCUUCCAACCUUUA